GGACUGCGACUGUCGGAAAGAGACUCCGGCAACGCCAUUCACGCAUAAAUACACGUUUGCCAUCUUCAGGUAGCCACGUCGCUAGUCGCUCGUCCACGUAGCAACUCUCAGCUGCUUACUUUUUCGCCUCUUCGAACUCAUCCUCCAUUCGACAUGGCUUCAAACAUCAAAUCUGAUCUCUUCCUCACCAACAAAACAUCAUUUGCCUGUGCCAGGCAAUCGAUACCUAGCGUGACACGAGCCGCGAGUAACGGCUUCGUGGCUGCUCGCGCCAUGAAAAGCGGGACGGAAGCUUUGAAUCUGGAGAGGCCGCUGCGCAGGAUCGAAUUCGACGCGGUCACGAGAAGAGGGAGCGGAGGCAAGUUUGGGAUUUAUGGAGGGAAGUAUGUGCCCGAGACGUUGAUGAGUUGCUUGGGCAAGCUUGAAGCUGAGUUCAACUUUGUUCUGCAUGAUGCUGAGUUUCAGGCAGAGCUCGCGACAGCUCUAAGGGACUACGUCGGGAGGGAGACUCCUUUGUACUUCGCGGAGCGGCUCACCGACCAUUACAAGAACGAGAACGGAGAAGGACCGGACAUCUACCUGAAAAGAGAGGAUCUCAACCACUGCGGCGCACACAAGAUGAACAAUGCCAUCGCACAGGCGAUGAUCGCCAGGCGCAUGGGCCGGCAAAGGGUGGUGGCGGCCACGGGAGCAGGCCAGCACGGUAUCGCAACCGCCGCCGCGUGCGCUAAGCUGUCUUUGGAUUGCACCAUCUUCAUGGGUUCCGAGGAUAUGGAGAAACAAGCUUCUAACGUGUUUUUAAUCAAGCUCCUAGGUGCUCAGGUGACCCAAGUGGAGGGGAGCUUCAAGGAUGCAAGCUCAGAGGCCAUAAGGCAAUGGGUGAACGACUUGGAGGGAAGCUAUUACCUGACAGGGACCGUGGUGGGUCCUCACCCAUGCCCAAGCAUGGUGAGGGAGUUCCAAUCCAUCAUAGGGAGGGAGACGAGGAGGCAGGCCAUGGAGAGGUGGGGAGGGAGGCCGGAUGUGGUGGUGGCGUGCAUCGGGAGCGGCUCCAAUGCGCUGGGGAUCUUCCAUGAGUUCAUCGGGGAUGAGGGGGUGAGGCUGGUUGGCGUGGAGGCUGCCGGGUUUGGCCUGAACUCCGGGAGGCAUGCGGCCACUCUGGCCACAGGCCAUGUUGGGGUCUACCAUGGAGCCAUGAGCUACUUGAUGCAGGACCAAGAAGGCCAAGUUCUUGGAGCCCACUCUGUCGGCGUUGGGCUACAGUAUCCAGGAGUCGGCCCGGAGCUGAGCUUCCUCAAAGACACGGGACGAGCAGAAUUCUAUACGGUCACCGACAAAGAAGCUCUAAAUGCAUACCAACUUCUAUCUAGAUUGGAAGGUAUAAUCCCAGCAAUGGAAGCUGCUCAUGCAUUCGCAUAUUUGGACAAACUUUGCCCGACCCUCCCCGAUUCCACGAAGGUUGUGGUGAAUUGCAGCGGACGAGGAGAUAAAGACGCACCUAUGUUCUUUCAACACCAACCCACCCUCAACGCAUAAAACUAGCUUGCUGUAUAGAAAAUGUAAAACGUAAAGAUUAUGAUCUCCUUGUCAAUGUCAUAUAGCCUACAGGAUUAUUUGGAGAGAACCUGACCGAAGUGAUCUCCUGACUUAUACUGUACAACUUAUAUCCUGUAUGAACACUGCCGUUGAUCUAUGUGCUCCAAAGGCAUAAAACGAAAUCAG
Rhodamnia argentea is the source of this 1722-nucleotide messenger RNA. Its product is annotated as tryptophan synthase beta chain 1-like. NCBI's taxonomy places the organism in Eukaryota, Viridiplantae, Streptophyta, Magnoliopsida, Myrtales, Myrtaceae. The record is from RefSeq and is a predicted model, not a curated record. The coding region runs from base 154 to 1536 and encodes 460 amino acids. Gene Ontology annotation, biological process: L-tryptophan biosynthetic process. The transcript is spliced from 5 exons. Gene Ontology annotation, molecular function: tryptophan synthase activity. Gene Ontology annotation, cellular component: cytoplasm.